GGUCCGCCAUUAAGAAAAAGAAGAAGAUUCAGAACACAGUAGAAGUCCGACUCGACUUACCAAAUAAUAUUAGACGCUGGAAAGACUGCAGUACCUUCAAGUCUAGCACAGUUAGCAAGAAUACGUUUUAGAAAAUAUUUCAUCUAUAAUUAAAGCAUCUGUUGGACCAAAUUAAACAGGUUAGUUAGUCGGACAGCGAAAAUAAAGUUUUCAAUACGACUUUUGGGCACCCCCGGCGGUCAUCAGAGAAGCUUGGAAUCUUUUCAUGCAGACGUUUAACCAACACUGAGGCUUUAAAGCAAGCAGCUGCGAUUAUGUUAGCCAGGACAGCGGUGAGCAGAGGCCUCACUGCCCGACGCCUCUGCAAGAACGUCACCUUGUACCUGAAUGAAUUAACAUCUCCAGGCGGAAGGAUCCAGAGCCAGACCCCUGAUGACCAAAAACCCCUCAUGCUGAUGCUGCCUUGGCUGGGAUCACGACCCCAGGCUGUGGCCAAAUACUGUGAAAUCUACUUCCGCUCAGGUUUUGAUGUGCUUGUGGUGGAAAGUGAGGUAAAAGACUUCCUGUGGCCCCGCUGGGGUUUGGACCGUGGAAAAAAAUUGCUGGAGUUGCUCCAGAGUGAACCCCUGAAGUCCCGUCCCCUCCUCAUUCAUGCCUUCUCCAUUGGGGGCUACACGUUCGCUCAGCUGCUUGUCCACAUCUCCCAGGACCAACAGCAGUACCAGGCAGUGACAAACAGGAUCAAAGGUCAAGUCUAUGACAGCUUGGUGAUAGGCUCACUGGAGCACAUGGCCACCGGUCUUGGCAAAAUGAUAUUUCCUCGUUGGGAAAGUCUGAUAAAACAAGCCAGCAUGCUAUAUUUUAGCAUUUUUAAACGCCAGACAGUGGACUACUUUAAUUCAGGCAUCGACAUAUUUUAUAACACUCCAGUCCAAGCUCCGGCACUGGUCUUCUUCUGUGAGAAUGACUCGCUGAGUGAUGCACCAAGUGUGGAGAAAUUGAUGGAUUUCUGGCAGAAGCGUGGGAUGGACAUAACGGCAAAGAAGUGGAAGGUGUCAACACAUGCUGGUCAUUUACGGAGACAUCCACAGGAAUAUCUGAGCACCUUAGAGACGUUCCUUCAUUCACUCCAGAUCGCCCCACUGAAGGCCAAGAUGUGAGAUGGUUUUCUGACGGGCCAAAUUCAAACUACCUCAACGUUGUUUUUCCUGUGGUGGGUUACUUUAGCAGUUGUGGAUUUGGAAACAAUUUAAUGUGCAUAUUAGUUACUUUAUUACUUGAUUUUAGUGACAGCACAGAUGUCUUAAACAUCAAGUUGUAAAACAGGAGGCAGUUGUUUUCCUCCGCUCUGGAACAAUGGCUUUCAUGUUUGCUGGUAUUUUUCCACGUAAUAUGAAGAAGAUAAAAUAAAUAAAUAAAGAUAACAAAAUAAUUGCCUUUA
Molecule: messenger RNA, 1441 nt
Organism: Girardinichthys multiradiatus
Lineage: Eukaryota; Metazoa; Chordata; Actinopteri; Cyprinodontiformes; Goodeidae
Exons: 4
Coding region: 315-1160 (281 amino acids)
Molecular function (GO): serine hydrolase activity
Source: RefSeq, a predicted model, not a curated record